AUGCAUCUCCUCCAGGCCGUGCUCGCCGCGACAGCCUCUGCUGUACUAUCAGGGGCCACAUCACCGCCGGCUACAUCACCGUCGCUGGCUGCGUUCAGCUACAACCGCACCGGCUUCUUCCUCCAUGGCAAACCUUUUGUCAUUAUUGGUGGACAAAUGGAUCCCCAGAGGAUACCGUACGACUUUUGGCCGCAGAGAAUAGUUGCCGCUAAGGCAAUGGGCAUCAACACCAUCUUCAGCCACGUCUUCUGGAACGAGAUGGAGCCGGAGAAGGGCAAAUGGAAGGGCAAGGAGCCAGCCAACAACGUGAAUGACUUUGUAAGCAUUGCUAAGAAAGAAGGCAUGUAUGUGGUUCUCCGUCCGGGACCAUAUGUCGGCGCCGAGCGAGAUUGGGGUGGUUUGCCUUACUGGCUCUCACGAAUUCACGGCCUCAAAGUACGAAGGUACAACGAACCAUUCCUCCACGCCACCAAGAAGUACUUCGCCCGCCUCGCCAGGGACCUUGCCCGUUUCCAAGUCACAAGGGGGGGCAACAUCAUCAUGGUGCAACUUGAGAACGGCGACAGUUCGUACAGGGGAGACAUGCAGUACAAACAAGCCCUGCGCAACAUCACCGCCUCCCUCUUCGACGUGCCCCUGUACACAGCCGACAGCGGAGAAAGCCUGCAGCCCGAGGACGGCAAGAUCCCCCACGCCCUAUCCGCGGCAUACGACGGACCGCAAGGAGCCCGCGUGCGAGACGAAGCCAUCGCGGACACGCCGUCUCCGGGGCCCCUUCUCGACGGGGACGCAUAUAUCUCGAAACCGCUCCAAUACGGCUCAGCAGCACAUCACCACGAGACUCAAGACGAACCCGGUCUCGUGAAAAGCUACCUCGGCAACGUCCACAAGGCCCUGUCGGCCAACAAGUCCCUCAACCUAUACAUGCUCCACGGCGGCACAAAUUUCGGGCUCAGCGCUGGCUCCCUCUCCACGGGCAACAGGACUAUGCCCUGGACAAACAGCCACUACGCCGGCUCUCCCCUUGACGAAGCAGGCCGAACCACACCUCUCUACCACCUCCUCCGAAGCGAAAUCCUCAAACACGUCCCGGAUGCGAGCGGCAUCCCCGACCCUCCCGAGAACGAGCCGCUCAUGGCAACCGAGGCCUUCCACCUGAAGCCAUACGGAUCCAUCCUAGACACCGUCGCGCACACCAAGACCCGCCAGACACCCGAAUACAUGGAGAACCUGAAGCAGUCGCAAGGCCUCAUCCUCUACGAGCACAGAGUGCAGAAACCAGCCCGCGGCACCCUCCGAGCGGGCGACCGCCCCCGCGACAGAAUCAUUGUCUACGUCAACAACCGGCGCAAAGGCACCAUCGACAGCUUCUACACGCGCCCGGCCGCCGUGGACCUCUCCCUUAACAAAGGCGACCUCCUCCAGCUGCUCGUCGAGAACGCCGGCCGCGCGAGCAGCAGCCGCGUCGACGACCCGUUCAAGGGCAUCAACGGAACCGUGACGGUCGGCGACUCCGUCGUCGUCGGCUGGAAGAUCCGCCAGGUCCCGUGCAAGGAGCCGCCGCUCCUGAAAAGCCCGCUCGUGGGCAGCAUCCAAAAGGGCAUAAUGCCCGUCUACUACUCGGGCCGGUUCAAGGUGCCGGGCCUGGGCGAAGGCGAGCCCUUCUCCCUGAGGGACACGUACCUGACCAUUCGCGGCGGCACAAGGGGCAUCGUCUGGAUCAACGGCUUCAACUUGGGUCGGUACUGGAUUGUCGGGCCGCAGCAGUCGUUGUUCUUGCCCGGCGCGCUGCUCAAACCCGGCCGCGUCAAUAGGGUCACCGUCUUGGAGAUGAAGCCUUGGAAUGUGAGCCUGGUCGCGAGAGGGGAGACCGCGAUGAGGUGGGAGAACCAUCCUGACCGGGAUGCACCGCCGUGA
Molecule: messenger RNA, 1917 nt
Organism: Metarhizium album ARSEF 1941
Lineage: Eukaryota; Fungi; Ascomycota; Sordariomycetes; Hypocreales; Clavicipitaceae
Product: Glycoside hydrolase, family 35
Exons: 1
Coding region: 1-1917 (638 amino acids)
Biological process (GO): carbohydrate metabolic process
Cellular component (GO): vacuole
Molecular function (GO): beta-galactosidase activity
Source: RefSeq, a predicted model, not a curated record